GCGAGGAAAUGUCACAGAGAUGGAGCCUGAUCUACAACAAACUGUGGUUCAAUUACUUUUACCAGCUGGGCAUGGCUGGGCGCUGGAAGGAAUGGAACACAAUGGAUGUCGACACACGGCGGCGGGUGUAUGCAACCAUACAAAAAGGCGCAGUAGCCGAGAACGCGCGCAUGUUAAGAGAGAAACAGGCGCUUCAAAAGAACCGAAAAGAAAGCGUGCCGGUGGUGG
Messenger RNA from Sphaeroforma arctica JP610, 228 nucleotides. RefSeq lists its product as hypothetical. The annotation marks the transcript as partial. The record is from RefSeq and is a predicted model, not a curated record. NCBI's taxonomy places the organism in Eukaryota, Ichthyosporea, Ichthyophonida. The transcript has a single exon.